UGAUCCAUUGUAACAUUGAAUUUGCCCUUCGUUGACGACUUUGGUUAACUUGGGCUGUUCUACAUCUUGUUGGUGGUGAAUAUUUCCUCAAUUCUAGUUAUUGUUUGUGAAAAUGUUUAGAUUAACUGCAGCAGCGCUUAAUAAUGCUGCAAAAGGAGUUCUCAGGCAGUCACUACAAAGAUCGGAGAUCGCCGCUUCAAGCAGAAUGAUGGCUCAUCACGCUGAAACGGAUGAGGAAUUCGAUGCCAGGUAUGAAGCCUAUUUCAACAGACCAGAUAUUGAUGGAUGGGAAAUUCGUAAAGCUAUGAAUGACUUGUGUGGAAUGGAUCUGGUACCAGAGCCCAAAAUCAUCAUCGCAGCAAUGAAGGCAUGCAGAAGAGUCAACGACUAUGCACUAGCAGUUAGGUUCUUGGAGGCCGUAGACUACAAGACUGGUGGGAGGAAAGAUAUCUAUCAGUAUGUCCUGGGUGAGAUAAAGCCUACAUUAGAUGAACUUGGAAUUGAUACACCAGACAAAUUGGGUUAUGACAAACCCGAACUUGCUCUCCAGAGUGUUUUUGAUAUGCACUAAAUUCAAGAACAUAGGUUAACAUAAACUUCACCUUAGAGGAAAAAUAUACAACAUUUCAAUGUAAUUUACUAGCCAAAAUAAAAAAAAUCACUUGUGUUAUUAAGA
This is a messenger RNA of Homalodisca vitripennis (glassy-winged sharpshooter), 676 nucleotides long. It is a transcript of the gene COX5A, whose product is annotated as cytochrome c oxidase subunit 5A, mitochondrial. The transcript has a single exon. The record is from RefSeq and is a predicted model, not a curated record. Bases 113 to 571 code for a protein of 152 amino acids. Gene Ontology annotation, cellular component: mitochondrial inner membrane. Gene Ontology annotation, biological process: mitochondrial electron transport, cytochrome c to oxygen. NCBI's taxonomy places the organism in Eukaryota, Metazoa, Arthropoda, Insecta, Hemiptera, Cicadellidae.